Messenger RNA from Drepanopeziza brunnea f. sp. 'multigermtubi' MB_m1, 1056 nucleotides. RefSeq lists its product as uncharacterized. NCBI's taxonomy places the organism in Eukaryota, Fungi, Ascomycota, Leotiomycetes, Helotiales, Drepanopezizaceae. The record is from RefSeq and is a predicted model, not a curated record.
AUGGCAACUCCAACCCCCCUCUCAGAAACCAGCUCCGCUCUUCCCGUAUCUUCAAAGGCCUUCGCUAUAGCCGGCAUAACCACAGUAGUCUACGGCCUCUCCGAACUCCCUCCAAACCAGACCUCGAUAACAUGUCUCUGGCUUCUGCACCCCCGCCUGCAAACCAAAGACAUCAUGGCCGCCGUGGCAUCCAGCUGCAUCAACGACUGGAACUCCCACCCGUCGUCUGACCAGCAGGCAAAAGUCGGCCUGAUCGCCGUCGCGUUCGACCAACGCAAUCACGGCUCUCGACUCUUGAAUUCCUCUUCCAACGAAGCGUGGAGGGAAGGUAACGUGACACAUGCGCAGGAUAUGUUCAGUAUAUUCCACGGCACGGCUAUGGAUACAAGUCUUCUGAUAGACCAUCUGGGAUCUUACAUUUUCAACGGUCCCAAUGAUCCACCUAUUAAUCAGAACAUUGUACUGGGCAUCAGUCUCGGUGGGCAUGCGGCCUGGCAAGUCCUAUUCAACGAUCCACGAGUCACGGCCGGAGUUAUCAUCAUUGGGUGUCCAGAUUACAUGAGUAUGAUGACUGACCGCGCCCGCCUCUCCAAACUCCCCACCUACACCACCUCCUCCCCUCCAGGCUCCGCCUUCCUCGGCUCCCCCGACUUCCCCACCGCCCUCAUAACCUCCGUCUCCAAAUCAGACCCCAGAGGCCUCCUCUUCGGGACGUUCCCCAUCCCCACCCCCUCCCCGGCCCCCUCACCAGCUGAGCAAGCCCGCUUGGGUCCGCUCCUCGACGCGCGGAUCCGGAACAAGAAGAUCCUCGUCUGCUCCGGCGCCGCCGACAAGCUCGUGCCGUACCACUGCUCCCAGCCCUUCUUGGACUUCCUGAAAGCCGCGACGGAACCCGAUGCCGGCUGGUACCGCGACGGGGGCGUGAGCCUCGAUGACAGGGUCUACGAAGGGGUGGGUCACGCGUACAGCGAGGACAUGGCGAUGGACGUGGUUCGCUUUGUCAGCGAGUUCCUGGCGAGAGGUGGGGGCGAGGAGGGUAGCGAUUCGAAGUUGUAA